Molecule: messenger RNA, 2340 nt
Organism: Triplophysa rosa
Lineage: Eukaryota; Metazoa; Chordata; Actinopteri; Cypriniformes; Nemacheilidae
Exons: 5
Coding region: 1534-2340 (268 amino acids)
Source: RefSeq, a predicted model, not a curated record
CAAAGUUAAAAGAAUAAACGCUUCAGUUUGCAUUCAGAGACAGCGCAGACAUUCAUUCUGUCAGAGAAUGAGGGGGUUUCUUAAGACAGUGGCCGUGAGAAUAUCAUUCACAGUCUGGCAGCUGUGGUCACUAGUGUACGAAAAAGUGCAUAUUACUAUAGAGAUUAACUGUGAUCCAACAAACAUGAGUUUCAACAUGAGUCUAAAUAAAUAAAAUUUGCUUUUGUUUCGAUUCUUUAAAUGACAGUAUCGCACAGGAAUUUCAUAAUAAACAUGUUUGGGUUCAGACAGGAUUUUGUCUAGACGGUCUAAUAAGAGGCCUUUCAGCACCUAUUUAUAGCACUGGUAAGAAGAACUUGCGGUUUCAUUUUUAUUUAUUUUCUUUUUAAUUCGUACAUAUAAUUGAAUCUUAAAGAUAUUCGUGUAACAUUUGGAUUUGGUUAUAGAUGUUUUGUUGGUUGCAUUUUUUUGUAUUCAAACGUUUGUGUAGGGUUACAAAGUUGAAACAGGAAGUUCUGGACCAGCGUUGCUUACGUUUCUGAAGUGGUCUAUAGUAUAGACUCUUUUUUUUUAGUAUAUUUAAGGCGUCUUUAUGGCGACAUAUUUGAGUCCUGGAAGUUUUUGAAGUUUAUAACAUGUAGGAGCAGGUGAUGUGUGGUCUGUGGGAGUCAGAGGUUAAGAAUGUUCAGGGACUUUCAGCCAAACAGUCAUGCAGAUGAUGUGCAUUAACAACAAAUGAUCUAAUCAUGACUAAACAAGAUAUCUCAUACCAAACCAAUGAUGAGGGGUUUGAUUUUCUUCAUUUACUCUACUUGUAUUACCUAGUUUAUAUGUGAAUGGUUUAUCAUUUUUAUGACCAUAUUUGUACUUUUUUGGUAAAACAAAGGGUUGUUUGUUAGCUACAGUCUGUAUAUGUCAGCCCUGUGUGUUUAUGGUUGUAAAGAAUUAUAAUCAGACUUUCAAUAGACACAAAGAGACGUUGUGUGAAUUCUACAUACACCAGCAAGCUUAUUUAUGGUUUUGAAUGAAUGAAUGUGAAUACAAGCAGGUUGAACACAAUGAAGACAAGCUAGACAGGGCUUCAACAUAUACAUUAAAAUCUAUUUCCAAAAAAACAACAGAUGCAGUGAUAUAUUUAACUAGAACUCAUAGAAGAGGGCCCAAUGAAAGCGUAGCAUCUCCCUCCCAAGUCACACCCACAUUACACCCACUGCACUGAAGACGCACUUUGUGUAACAUUGUAUUGAAGAACCGAAUCUCUUCGUCUUUAAUUUUCUUUCCCCACGAAAACAGGAAUUUAUAGUCGUCAUCCACAGUCUGUCAAACACCACAAACCAUUUAUUUGUGUUUUUCUGGCGCUUUUUGUUGAUCUUUCUCGGACAGUUUUUUUUUCUUGUCGAUCUUUAGUUUGAAGAAGUGAAAACUAAUGCCAAAGUUUCGCUUACGAAACUUUUUUUAGUUUUGGACGUGAUCCUCAAAACAACCAGAUUACACCAUGUGGAGCAGAAACGUUUCGAUUGACGUUUGGAAAAUAUGAUCUGUACAUCGGUUUUAUGCGCUCUGUGCUUAUGGCUUGCACGUGGUGUGUUUGGUGCUGAUGCAGAUGAAGCGACGUCAGUGUCAGUGAUGGAGGGAGAUUCUGUCACUCUACACACUCGUCUCACUCACAUACAGAGAGACAUACAGAUACUCUGGACUUUUCAACUAACCACUCGUUUGGCCGAAAUCAUUAAAAGGGAACAGAUGAGCAUUUUCUUUGUUAGUAAGGAUGGGAUAUUUAGAGAUCAUCUACAGAUGAACAAUCAGACUGGAUCUCUCAUCAUCACAAACAUCACAACUGAACACUCUGGACUUUAUCAACUACAGAUCAGCAGGGACACAACAAUCUCAUACAUUAGUUUUGAAAUGAUUGUACAUGCUCGUCUGCCUGUUCCUGUCAUCAUCAGAAACUCUUCUCAAUGUUCUUCAGCAUCAGAAAAAUGUGUGUUGUUGUGUUCAGUGAUGAAUGUGUCACAUGUGAGUCUCUCCUGGUACAAAGGAAAGAGUUUAUUGUCCAGCAUCAGUGUGUCUGAUCUCAACAUCAGACUCUCUCUACCUCUGGAGGUGGAAUAUCAGGACACAAACACAUACAGAUGUGUCAUCAACAAUCACAUCACAAACCACACACAACAUCUACACAUCACUGAUGUCUGUGAGUCGUGUUCAGCACUCGUGCAGAAUCCUCAUUUGGUGGGAAUCACAGUUUUUCUGGUAAUGCUGGUUGUGGCGACGGCAGCUGUGGGAAGCACCCGCAAGAAAGCUGAUGACCACACAGUGUACUCAAGUGUUGCUUUGAGUUGA